CUAUAAAAGGCUUAAAUUUAUUGUCUUAUAUUUGCAUUUGUCUGCAGUUUAACUUUAAAUGUAUAAUCAUGAGGGCGGUAAUAGUUUUGUGUCUCUUUAGUGUGAUCUUUGCGAAAGAAGAAGAAAUUGGACUAUGGACUAAUUCAAAUAAAAUUAACAGCCGUUUAUCCUAUGAUGUAUAUCACACAACGGAAGAGAUUGACAACUAUUUGAAAGAAAUAGCUGAAACUUACCCAAAUGUCGCGAAACUGGAAACUCCCUCAAACUCAUUCAACGGUCGUCCGAUUAAUUUACUCAAAGUAUCCACAACAAAUUUUGAAGACAAAUCAAAACCUAUAAUUUUGAUUGACGGAGGUAUGCAUGGAAGGGAAUGGCUGACUAUACCUCCAGUAACAUACGCAAUUCACAAACUCGUCGAAAAUGUUACGGAGCCUGAUUUGCUUGAUAAGUUUGACUGGAUCUUUUUGCCAAUUGCAAAUCCUGACAGUUAUAACUUUUCUAUUGUUUCGGGGUCAAAUCUGAUCACACCUGAAGAAGAAACAGUUUCCCAGAAUCCCCCUUCACUAUUCCCUAUAAGAGACGAGGUUCCUAUCAGACUCUGAUGAUUCUAAUGUAAUUUUUCAUCUGCAACGUGUUCAGCCAUUACGCACAGGCAGCGAUGAAGACGUCUUGAUUAUACAACCUUAGCUGGUUAAAUAACAUUUUUCAAUCACUGCGACAGCGAAGAUGAUGAACUUCUCAUCAACGAUCUAGCGGACUUACUACAAGCAUACGUUUUUAACACGCUAGAGUAUAGUUUCGUCAUCUAUUGUUCUUAUGAUCUCUUAUUUUAUUCAUUAAUUAAGAGCUGAGGUUACUUUGAACUACUUACGCUAGUAAUAAUUAAUUAAGAGUCCACCGAAAAGAAAUCUCUUCUGUGGACAUAAAAUAAUAUAUUUUUUUUAAACAAGAGGGUUUAUUUUUUAAGUCGUUUUAAUGUGAAGAAUAAUACAACCAGAUUGAUUGAUUCUAAUACAUACAU
This is a messenger RNA of Pieris brassicae (large cabbage white), 1021 nucleotides long. Its product is annotated as carboxypeptidase B-like. Gene Ontology annotation, molecular function: zinc ion binding; metallocarboxypeptidase activity. NCBI's taxonomy places the organism in Eukaryota, Metazoa, Arthropoda, Insecta, Lepidoptera, Pieridae. The record is from RefSeq and is a predicted model, not a curated record. Gene Ontology annotation, biological process: proteolysis. The coding region runs from base 69 to 602 and encodes 177 amino acids. The transcript has 4 exons.